AUGAAAGACCGUCGUAAUCCAAAACCCGCCACCACCACCACCUUUGUUUCAAUACCGACAGAAGACGGUAUCUACACAGCCCGAUCCACCCCCAAUGCACAUGUUAACAUUGCCACGGGAGUCAGAAAAAAGGCCGUUGGAGUACACCAAUGGCUUUUGUUAGAUUCAACGGGUCAAAGCCAAUUAGUUGAGGCCGGGAAAUACACUAUUAUGCGCCGGACAGGAUUGCCCGGACGAGAUUUACGUAUUCUUGAUCCUGUUUUAUCGUACCCUUCAACGGUACUUGGUAGAGAACGUGCUAUUGUUAUAAAUUUGGAACAUAUUAAGGCCAUAAUUACUGCACAUGAGGUGCUUUUGUUGAAUUCUUUGGAUCCCUUUGUUAUUCCGUUUGUUGAUGAUUUGCAUCGACGUAUUAUGCGUUAUUAUCAUUCAACUGUAACUCAGGCAGGAACUACUUCUGAUGAUACAGAAUGGCAAAAUUUGUACGAUUUAGGAGAACCACUUCCAAAGGGACUUGGCUCUCCAAGCAUAUCUGCCACAAGCAGAGGGAAAAGUGAGGAGGUUAAAACUGAUCGAACAUGCUCUUUUGAUAGGGCAGAUGGACUAAAACUCCUUCGAUUUGAGUUUGUUGCACUUGAGGCCUGCAUAGAGGCAGCUUGCAGUUCUUUGGACAAUGAGGCAAGGACGUUGGAGAGAGAAGCGCAUCCAGCUUUGGAUAAGUUGACUACUAAGAUUAGUACGCUCAAUUUGGAACGUGUUCGUCAAAUAAAAAGUAGGUUGGUUGCUAUUUCAGGACGUGUUCAAAAGGUUAGAGAUGAAUUAGAGCAUUUGCUCGAUGAUGAUGAAGAUAUGGCUGAAAUGUAUCUGACUGAUAAACUGGAACAACUUGAGAAUGACUCUGAAUCUUCAGUAGAUGAGCAACAUGAUGUGGAUGAACAAGUUCUGCAGGCAGAAAAGGAUGACAGAGUUCCUAUGGAUGACAAUGAGAACAUACAUGAAGGUGAUUUUAAAAAGAUGAAUAGUCAACAAGAGCGUUUUUUUGGAUCACAUGCAUUUGGGAGAGAAAGCCGUAUGACUCGAGGUACUAUCAAACACCGUGAUGUUCAGGAACUUGAAAUGCUCUUAGAGGCCUAUUUUGUUCAGAUAGAUGGUACACUGCAUAAAUUAUCAACGCUGAGCGAGUAUGUGGAGGACACGGAAGACUACAUUAAUAUAAUGCUGGACGACAAGCAGAACAAUCUUUUGAAAAUGGGUGUCAUGCUGUCAACUGCGGGUCUAAUAUUAAAUGCGUUUGUAGUUGUCGUUGGAGCUUUUGGAAUGAACAUUAAUAUUGACCUCUUCAAAGACGAUACCCCUGCUGAUCAAGAAAUUGGUAUGCAUAAAUUUAUGUGGACUGUUGGUGGCUGUACCACCGGUAGCAUCUUUCUGUAUGUUGUCACCAUUGCUUGGUGCAAACAUCAAAGGCUUUUAUAA
This is a messenger RNA of Erigeron canadensis, 1473 nucleotides long. Its product is annotated as magnesium transporter MRS2-3-like. Lineage: Eukaryota; Viridiplantae; Streptophyta; Magnoliopsida; Asterales; Asteraceae. Gene Ontology annotation, molecular function: magnesium ion transmembrane transporter activity. The record is from RefSeq and is a predicted model, not a curated record. The transcript is spliced from 6 exons. Gene Ontology annotation, biological process: magnesium ion transport. Bases 1 to 1473 code for a protein of 490 amino acids.